This is a messenger RNA of Hyla sarda, 5254 nucleotides long. RefSeq names its product NCK associated protein 5 like (gene NCKAP5L). Gene Ontology annotation, cellular component: microtubule plus-end. The record is from RefSeq and is a predicted model, not a curated record. Gene Ontology annotation, biological process: microtubule depolymerization; microtubule bundle formation. Lineage: Eukaryota; Metazoa; Chordata; Amphibia; Anura; Hylidae. The coding region runs from base 403 to 4245 and encodes 1280 amino acids. The transcript has 13 exons.
UGCCCUGUGAUCUGCCACAUAGCCCCUCCAGACCCUCCCCCAGUAGGGCUGUAUAGCCGGGGCUGCAGUGAGGAAGUUACCUGUGCGGGUGACAUAAUACAUGUGUGUUCUCUAUGACUUGUCCCGGUGCCAGAAGUUUAUUGGUGCUGAGCCCCUUCCCCCUGCGCACCGCCCGGGCUCCACACCUCCGGGAUGGGAAACAUCUGGGCGCUGUGGCCGGGGCCGCCGCUCAUUGGCUGCACACGAGGGGCCGGGGCCGGAGCUUUAAACCUGUGACGUCACGGGCCGCGGCUGCUCCAAGCUUCAGGGACCUGGAGGGGAUUCCAAACUGCAGCCGGAGCGGGGGACAACCGGGCGGAGGAUUGUGUCCGGGCGGGUGUACUGACAUGGUGUGGACCCCGCAUGCAUCCAGUUUCCGGGUAUGACAUCACAAAUGAGAGAAUGACGUCUGAGGUGGAGGAAGAGAUCAGGCUCCUUGGCGGAGGGGUGUCUGAACCACUGGUCAUUCAGGAACUUCUGGAGCGAUUGCGGGACCUUGAGGCAGAAAACACCGCUCUUGCUCAAGCCAAUGAAACCCAACGGGAAACUUAUGAGCGCUGCCUCGAUGAGGUUGCCAACCAUGUUGUUCAGGCACUUUUAAAUCAAAAGGAUCUUCGGGAAGAAUGUAUUAAACUGAAGAAAAGGGUGUUUGACCUCGAGCGUCAGAACAGAGCGUUGAGUGACCUCUUUCACCAGAAGUUGCAACGCUCCUCGGGAUCAUCCCCUGAGUUGCACCCAUUGCAGGCCCUGUCUGACUCCCAUGGAAGUGACCUCGAUAGGAUUUCAGUCUCUAUUCCAAUAGGACAAUGUGGAAUGCAGAGAGAGGAAAAACAGCGUUCUGGUCGGGCCCAGUCAUCCUGUCGCUCAAUAGAUGCCAUGUCUCCAUUCCUCAGAAAGAAAGCUCAGAUCUUAGAAGUCCUACGGAGGCUAGAGGCCACAGGAUCUCAGAGUGGAUCAUCCUGCACUGCACCUCCAAUGUUCCUUGGAGGAAUAUCCUCAGCUAGUGGGAAUGGGUUGCGUGUGAGACCAGACCAAGGCUUGGAUUAUGUGAAUGGUGAAGGCUUAAUUCCUUCAGAACAUGGUGGUGAUGAGCCUUGGGCCUCCUGUCUGCUACUUGCUCAAAGUGGUUGGGAGGAGCUGCUGAAAUGGAAGCCAAUACAAAGAGAGCCACCCGCAGGUAGUCCUGGAGAGGGAGGAGGGGAACACCUUGGUUUGGUAUCAGGAGAAGAUGCACAGCAAUCAUCUCGCCAAGCUGAGGGAAGCUCAUCCUCUUCAGACGAUGACAUUGGAGAUCCACUUCCUCCUCCAAGUGAAAUUAGGCAACGAUUGCCGUUAACAGACUUAACUAAGGGUAUAGCGCCAUGUAUGUGCUCCCGUGGAGCAGUAGAUAAAAGAAGCCCUAUUGAGGGCCAUUCAGAUGGAACUGGCUUUGCUAGGGGCCACACUGGGCAUCUUCAUUCAUUAACAUGUUACAGCAGAAGCCUUCGUGAUAUGGUAGAAAGUAAGCAUGUGCCAGUGACACCACCACCAGCAGUUACAGAGAGAGGGGACUCCUUGUCGUCUUCACCAGGAAAGCAGUCUGUUUCUGAGAAUGGUUCCGAUGCGCCUUCCUCUUGUCCUCCUUCUCCUGGAGCCUCUGUCAGUUUGCCAAGGGAUGCAAGUGUUUUUUCUAACAAAAGUGCAGCUCAGGAGGAACAGGAGGAUUGCCCUCAACCCUUGAUGGUAGUUUCAAAUCCCCCUUGUCCUGACCCACAAGAUGCACUUAUUCCUUCCUCUGAGCCUCGGACACCUCAUAUUCCUUCUCCAGCUAAGUUUCUCAAAUUCUUGAAACUGCCAAGCUCAGGGGAUAAAUUACAGAAUCCAAACUCUCUGAGGCUUAGCCCUCAACUUACUCAAACCUCCAAAAUUCCUUGUAGGAGCAAUAAUUACGAGGCAUUUCCCUCACCACGCCUCAACAGGAAGGCAGCUGAAGAAUUACCUGGUCCAGAAACGGAUGAUGAUCCACCUUCUCCUUCUGAAUUUAUUAAUUCCAAUGCCAGUAGGCAAGGACAAAAUGAAAGGUCAAACAUUUUAUUAAAUAGACCUGGAAUACAGUGUUACACCAAAAAGUCUCAUGAUUAUGAAAACGUUCCUGCAAAAAAUUCAGUGCUUCCGACAGCAAGCCAAGCUGAGGAUUUGGAACUGUCUCCUAAGCUAGUUGAGGAAGCAUGCUCCUCUAAUUGUUCCCCGGGAUCUUGUGUACAUUCCCAAGUAAAUUCUUCUAAUGACCCCAACAGUCAGAUGAACACACCAUUCAUAAGAAAGCAUGUAACUUCCCGAAAACCUGCAGAGUCUGCUGGACCGCUCCCAUUUAAAGAAAGAAUUGUAAAGCUAAGGGGUUCUGACAACCAACAGACAGAGCCGGCUGUAACAGGGACAGAUGAAAACAGGGUUUUAACAGAUCUACGUCCAUCUAUGAAAAGAUCCUUAGGUGUGAGCAGUUUAAGGACUCCUGAGCCUGGAUCUACAGAGAGUUACCCACCAAGGUACCUUGGACAAAAAUCUGAUUCUGCUCGGACUCGACAGCCAGCUUCUAAUUGCUCACCAGGUUCACCUCAUGGUCCACGUAAUCCAUCCCGCGCACCACCUGUCCCAAGCAAGUCUCCACGUAGCCCUCAUGGAAGCCCAACAAAGCUACCUGCUAAGUCCCCAAGUAAGGCAACAGCAAAACCUUUUGUAUCUCGACCCCUAAGUGAAGAGUUAAGACCAAGCCCCAGGCAACCUACUCUUCCAAAUGAUGAGAAACAGAGGAUGCAUCCUACUGGUGCAGGCAAGAAAAGUAGUAACUGCCAGGAGUACGCAUGUCCUCGCAGUCCAGGCCCACAGGGCACAGAAAAUCUUCCACUAAGUGCUCUGCACUCUGCCAUUGAAGAAAAAGUAAUGAAAGGCAUUAAAGAAAACAUGUUAAGGUUGCAGGAACAGCAUCGUGCGCCUGCCCCUGACCCUAAGCAACGUAAUUCCAGUGGUAUUGCAAGCUGGUUUGGCUUAAAGAAAAGCAAACUACCUGCUCUAAGUCGUAGGCCUGAGACAGGUCGUGUCAAAGAGGAGAAGAGAGAGCGAGCUACUAGUGGCUCUCCUCGGACUCGAGAUGCAAAGGGUGAGAGUCUAAAUAUUUCCAUGUUAAUGGAAAAAGCUGAAGAUCUCCGAAAAGCUCUUCAAGAGGAGAGAGCCUACAUCAAUGGUCUCUCUCUUGACAAGAAUCGUACAGCUGUGUCUGUAGAUCAGACCCGGGACUCUUCAAGACCUCUGACUGCUGACAACUUUAUGCAACAGCUCUUGAAUCGGGUGGAUGGAAAGGAGGUUCCUGCAGAAGGACGUGUGGAAGGGAAGACACCACUUCGAGAUUUCCCUCGAUUAUCGCCAGAAAACAAAGAAGUGCGUCCAUUUCGUCCUCCACGAAAUGGGAUGGUGGCGCAUGUGCAACGGUGUGAGCAGAAGAGUAUGGAGCAGAACCGGGAGGUUGUCCUGCCUCCAGAUGAGCGGAUAUCAGAAUCUCUUACUUCACAGCACUUUGCAGCUUGUGAUUCACUCACUCGGACUCUGGACAGUGGUAUUGGGACAUUUCCUCCCCCGGAUUACUGUGGAGGGACUCCUAACAAAAAUACCCCAAAGUUAAAACCUAGGCUAGACUCUCCUUCUGUCCUUCCAGUGGGAAGGUUUUCUGCCUUCCCCAAGGUACCUCGAAGAGCUAGGACCUUGGAAAGGGACAUGCGAGGUGUGGAAGAGAUGUUCCCAAGCGGACAACACCAAAGUGUGCCAGCAUUCCAUGCUCUAUUGGCAGAACCAGAACCAGCCAUAAGUCAUAGGAUGUAUGGAGAAGAUUCCAAUAGAGAUCGUAGUCUGCCCCAACAAGGAAAGAACUGGACCUUUCCCAAUGCAAAGGUCAGCGCUUCCUCUACAGAGACCUUCAGGACUAGAACACAUGAGCUGGAAGAGAUCCCAUCUGAAGGUGACAGAGACUGUGAUAUGGCUGGUUACCCACAUUCCUCUCUAUGUUUUCCGGGCAGUGUGAGCAGUCGUACACCUAGCACUUCUGAAGUUGGAGAUGAGGGGACAAGUGAAGCCAAAUCUCGAGACAAUGAACAGGGUCAGACUGGGCUGGAGAACUCGGAAUCCCUCAGCGAUUCAUUGUAUGACAGCCUCUCAUCCUGUGGUAGUCAAGGCUGAUAGAACAUUCCUACAUCCCUUUAUACGUCAUGCUGCCUGACAUCUUUACAAGCUUUCCAAAAGUAGAUGGACAGUGUCGGCUGCUAUGUGGGUGCUAUUCCAUGUGGAGUCUUUGUCCUUUUCAUGACCUUGUCGAUUGCUCCUCUAGAAUGACCUUGUACUUCCCACAUGAGCCUCAAAAAUCCCAAGUAUUAGAAAUAUCCUAGAGUCUUGCUGCCUCUGACCUUACAGGUAAAGGUCAUGAAAUACCGCGGAACUGUUGCCUCAUUCUCUGCCUCAUUCUCUCCCAGGCUGUGGAGGGUUCUGAACUUGCUCUUCCUUUGAGUUGCUACCCCUCUUUGUAGAUUACCAUUGUUCUUGUGUUUUCUUUGUUUUUUUUUUUUUGCGUCUUCUAUGGGCUGCCCCUUUACUAUGCAUCUAUACCACCAGCGGAUAUGAUGUCAUUCACUGCAGGAAGACUGGUGAAGGGGACUUCACGGUUUACAAGAAUACCUCACAUCUUGUCUCUCUGAUCAAUAUCCCAGCAAUGUGUUAAUGCACUGAUCCAGAAGCAGAAUACCAACUCUACUAUCUUUUAUCAGGGAGUAAGUUUGGAAAAGUCCAUUUAUUUAAGCUGCACAUCUGGAAGUCUUUCAGAUUAUAAGGGAGAAUUGACUAGUUUGACUUGAUGUGUCCUUUCCAUCCGUGGCCCCUUGUGUUAUUUUAUUUUUCACUUUGUUUAUAGUUAUGCUGUUUUAUAUAAAUAUAUAUAUUUUUAUUUGUGUAAAAUGUUUCGUUUUUAUUUUAAAUAUUCCAAUGCGUGUUUUUUUUUUUUAAUUCUUUAUUUGCUCUCUCUCUUAAGAUGGUGCUAACCAGGAAAAUAUCCUUUUCGUCAGGUUUCUCCUCUUAUUCCCUUUUCCUCCUUUUUUUUUAUUGUUUUAUACCAGUCUCUCGUUUUUCUUUUAUUUAUAUAAGUUAUUGUGACUGUUUUUUCUGUCUCACUUACUUUUAAGCUAAAAAUAAAAAAAUC